Messenger RNA from Amoebophrya sp. A25, 2950 nucleotides. The record is from the annotation of a GenBank genome assembly. Lineage: Eukaryota; Dinophyceae; Syndiniales; Amoebophryaceae.
AGGGAAACGACCGGCAAUGUGCAGUAGAGCCUCAGAACUACUAGUUUACGCUUCCCGGUAGAACAAGUGCACUAGUUCAACUGCUCCUCCAUUAGCAGUUGCUAUUGUUGUAAUAAGAUAAGCACUUGAUGUGAAACUGCGUUUCCGUGGUGGUCGUUUCAAUUACUAUUUUAAACGUCCUCCUUCACCUUCUCCGUGCCAUCGAGCGUUACAACUAACAACAACUCCAAAAGAUGAAAUCCAUGGCGCCUAUCGGAGACCCUGAUGGGGGCGGAAACAUGAAGUCUAUGGCCCCCAUCAGGGGUGGUAGCGGUGACCUGCAUAAAUCGAUGGCGCCCAUCACCAGAGCUGGAAGUGGCGACAUGCAAAAGUCGAUGGCUCCGAUAGAUAAGGCUAGCCGUUUAAUUUUUUAAUUGAAAGGAUCUAGAGGUAGGGGGCAGACCUCAGUAGAACUCAACACUUUGAGUGGAUCUAAAAUGCAGACUUCAGUAGAACUCAACACUUUGAGUGGAUCUAGAAUAAAGGACUACUCAACACUUAGAAAUAUAGCAGGUAAGUGCAACAGGUAUGAGUUAGAUUAUCUAGGAGUUGUACCACCACUACCACAACCAGCGCUAAAACAUGAGGAGGUGGAGCUAUGCAGAAGUCAAUGGCACCAAUAGGACAUGGGGGACAUAUGCAGAAGUCGAUGGCACCAAUACGUGCUGGAAGUGGAGAUGCGCUUCACAAAUCGAUGGCACCGGUCAAAAGUCCAACACAUGGAGGUGGGGCAAUGAAAUCGAUGGCGCCUUUGCCUGGCGGCGGUGGAAUGAAAUCGAUGGCACCUCUUUUAAGGCAGGGUAAUAAAGGUGUUCCUGGUUCCGUUUCUGUUGCCUCUCCUAACAAAUGGGAAACAAGAACACCAAAAGCCUCCUUCUAACUCUUCCUGGCGGCGGUGGGGGUGGGAUGAAAUCGAUGGCGCCAUUAGCUCCUGUUGAUGAGCAUCAGCCAGGAGGAGGACUUCUAGCUGGUGUAGGUGCUGGUCUCGCCUCUAUGUUUGGCGGCGGCGCAGGUGCCGGAACUGUCGAAGUAAAUGACAUAGGACAAUUAAGGGCUCACUUAGUCCAUCUUUUGGCUCAUCUGUAAGCCGUUUUAAAGUAGAAAAAUGGUAAUGGACACAUCAAAUGAGACAAAAAAGGGAUAAUUGUUAUUGUAGUGAGUUCUAAGAUAACCCGAUCUGUUCCAACAACAGCAGGUUGCUGCAGCGCAGCAGCAACUCUACGGAGCUUCGAGUUAAGGAAUGGAUUGUCGCCUAGAAAUUUGAUUGACAAGAUCUGAAUAUUGUCAAAAUAGAUGCUGGCACCACUAGCACUUCUUCUACCAUCUAGGUCUACACCACGACCGCGGCCUCCUCUAAUACUCUUCCUCCUCUUCCGCAGCUGGACUACUCGGUUCUCACGUGCCUCAUUACGCAAGGCAAGAUGCGGAAAUCCAACAACUAUGCGACCUCUACCAGCAACAAUUGGUCGAACUAAACGCUUGCCACACACUCCUACUGUCCGACCAAGAACGCCUUUCACAGAUGCUGCUGCCGUACUUUUUUAAUUUAUUCCUUGUCCUUAGUAUUAGUUGGUCGAAAAUAAAAGCUAGUCCUCUCAUCAUUAUUGCUAAGAGGUCUAGGUGGCCUUCGUCUUGGUCGUCUUUCUGAAUGUGCAUAAUAAAUGCCUGACGCUCGUGGGGCAGGGGCAUCUUUCCACUUAUUGAGUUUCUGCACAAGCUGCAACGAGUAAUUGACGCAAUUUCGCCUACUAUUGCAAGCUACAACGAGUAAUCGACGCAAUUUCGCCUACUAUUGCUACUCUACAGGUACGUAAACGCAUCUGGACAGCUCGUGAUGGAAGCCGCAGACCCCGCGAUAUUGAUGUUCAAAGACGGCUUAGAGCUUCGAUUGGCAGAGUUUAAGGAAGACUGCAAGCGGAUCCAACAACUUGAGCGUCGAUUGCAGGCCAAGAUUGAUUCGGCGGUGGCAGAGUAUGAGCACACAGUCCAGGACGUCUCCAACGUGGCUGAUGGUCGAAUAUUGAAGCGGCUACGAGAGCAACAAAGACUCAUCGAUUUGCAGCAAGCGGAAAUUUAAGGAUGUGUCUUGACAGGACAUGAUCAUAGUACAUGAUAGUACCACUCCUCAGUCCUCUGUCCUCAGGGAAACAAACAAUAUGAUCUACUUGAAAUAUAUUUGACUUCAUCUUCGUAUUCUAAAUCACAAUUUGCGUAGUCGAAUUUACUAGUACUUCCUUGUUGUAGUUGUACUCAACAGUCGCAUGAGCUCCCGGGCUCCUAGUUCGUUCUUGCAGUUCUUCCAGCACAAGCGCGUUUUCCUGUUCUAAGCCACAGACGAAAUAAGGCAUGAGAAGAAUUGCCUGCAGGCGGAGACGCAGCGACUCCGAGAACUGACGAAAUUCGGACACUACACAGACGCCAUCGACAGUGCGAAGAUGAACAAGAAAUUCGCAGGUGGAGUCAAUGCUUAAGACUAAAAGUAAAACUAAUGUUGAGUUAUAAUAACAUGCAUUUUUCCAUCUCCGGAAUUAUGAUGCAGCUCUACAGGGAAAAUCCGUAUCAUGAAUCCAAAUCAAAUCCGACCGCAACGGAUUUCCUUCUAAUACCCAAGAGAAGCUUCCAGCGGCCUCUUAGGUGGUCGUGAUGAAGAUUUGCCGAAGUAUCCCUCCGCACACCUGGCAUUUCAUGGAAAAAUUCCCCAUAACGAGACGCCUUGGGCUAAACGUGCGGAUCCAGGUCCUGGGGUUCUUCUGCCAGACUCGUUUCCUCGAGACUCGUAAGACGCUACGGCUGUGCGUUUACUUCUUUGCCUGUCUUCUUCCCCUUGUUUUGUAAUUCCAAGAACAUGUUCAACAUUUGGUGACAACAUAUCAUACAUUUACAUUUAGUACAUCAAGUUAGUGGUCAACAU